UUCUGCUCAGUAGAUAUGUAUGGGUGUGUGUAUUCAUUUGGUACAGUCCAUACAAAGAACGGUAACUCAAACGUCCAGCAUCACUCUGCAUCGCAGAGAAGAUUGCAUUUUCGUAACGUCAUUGACAAACAAGCGUCUAGUGUCGAAAUUGGAUACAUGGCGGGAAAGAGUAUGCUGCAACUUCCUGGAAAAUGUUCACAAACAAAUCCGUGAUGAAAGAACCGAAGUUAUGAAUCUCAGUCAUUUUCUGAUAGUUUGCAGAGCGUAUGAAGAUGAUGUUGGAAACAGUCAGGGAGAGGAGAUCCUAGUUCCUAUAUCACAAACAAAUGGUCACAGUCUGUCCGACCAGAUACAGGAGGAUCGGGAUGAUGAUGCUGAUUUUGGAGAGUUUGCUCCCCUUGUAAUGGAUACUGAACCUAGUCAGAAUGAAGCCAAGGUUGAGAAGUUGCGUUCACAAUCACCACACAGUAUUACAAUUCAUAAAGAACUUCCAGGUUUUGCUCAAAUUCCACGACCGGAGCCUAUAAAACCAGCUCUUAUUUUUCCAGCUCAGAAGGAAUUGAAAUUAUCCAGUUCCUCCGGCAACGAGAGUAAAAACAUUCCAAGUUUGAUACCACCAACUUCAUUAUCACCUGUGAUGUCUUCCACUGUAUCCAGUAUUAGCGGAAACAGCGAACCUCCGUCCCCAGCUGCUACACCAACUACACCAUCCAACAUAGAUGAGAAUUCAAAGUCAAGCAUUUCGUCAUCUGGAAAUGUGAUGAGGCGUGGGACAAAGAGUUUGGACACGGAGACGGCUGAAAAUGAUGAGAAUCUGGAUUACGAUUCAGAUUUCGAUGAUCUUGAAGAAUUACUUAGUGAACUUAUAAAACAUAAGAUAUUACCAGUGUCGGACGAAGACGGAGAGAAAUUCAUUUGUCCUGUUUGUAAUGUGUCAUUACUAAAUCUGCAUGAUUUAACUGUUCAUAUACGUUCCCAUAAUACUCCAGUAUCAGGGUCACAGUCCAACUCGUGUAAAAUUUGUGGAAAAGUUCUCAGCUCUCAGAGUUCUCUGGACAGGCACAUGCUCGUACAUUCUGGUGAGCGUCCGUUUCUCUGUAAAGUAUGUAACAUGUCGUUCACAACCAAUGGAAACAUGCAUAGACAUUCACGUAUCCACACCAAAGAAGAAAACCUGAAGUCGCUGGGAAAUCAGUACAGUCAGAUGCGUCGAGGAAAAUCAGCCUGGAGACAGCGUAUCAGCAAUUUCCUCAGUCAGUCCAAUUCACCGGUUGGUGAUCGUAUGAAAACAUUCCAGAGUGGAAUGGCGCAAGACAUUUUGAAGAACCUGCCGAAUCAUUCCCAACAGUCGGUGUUCGGCCGUCCUAGUGAGGUGAUCCCACCUCUGGUUCCAGGCAUGAAACGUCAAUACAGCGGAAGUGAGCUUGCAGCUGAUUGGCAGAUUCCGUUUAAACGACAAUCAUUGAGCAGCGAGAGUGACGUAAGCAGUUCAUCGCCACGCAAGUUCAACUAUCCCAUGAUUCCUGAUCAGGAGGAAGAAAGUCAAGAGGAAAAACUAGAAGAGAGUAAAGAAAGAGAGGAUAGGGAAGUUCUGCACUGUCCUGCUUGCCCAAAGACUUUCCUGUGUAAAUACGGCCUGGAGUCACACCUUGAGUCCCAUCCAAACUUUCAGAGCCACUGCAGCCAAUGUAACCUCACGUUUAAAAAUCCACGUAAACUUCGCCUUCAUCGUCUCAUCGCUCAUACAGAAAAAGUCAAAGAGGAUGUGUUUGAAGAUAGUGCCACAGAGAAAGAGGUUACUAGAGAGAAUGAAGAAACAGAGCUCAAAGUUGGAUUCAAUGAUCUCACAUUUGUUGAUUUCUCGGUGGAGAAAUUUCCUCUCAUUGCCAAGCAUUAUUUUGAAAAGAAUGCAAGGAUGACUAGUAGCACAUAUUUAGACUUUAUAUGUAACAUUUGCUCAAAAGCAUUCCCAUGUGAGUCAAGUUUGAUCUUACAUAAAUACUCUCAUACCAAAGAUAAGUGCACACAGUGCCCAAUAUGUGAAUGUGAUUAUGCAGAUGUGAACGAAUUUCAUGCACAUAUGCUGAAACAUCUGGCAGAUAAAGCUUUUGAAGAUAUCCGUCCAUCCUCUAAAAAUGAAAAAGGUGAUGAUGAUGUCACACCUGAACGCCUUACGAAACAUGACUUUCUUGCUAUGUUCUUAUUGAAAGAUGAUGAAGAGAAGUCAGAACAAAAGCAGUUGUCGCCGGCACCAUUAAAGAAAGAAAUACCAAAACCGGUCAAAGUUGAGAAAAAUACCAACAACGACUACUUCGCAAAGUUAGGUCAAGUGUUUUCUCCAGGAGUUCCCCCAAUGUUUGGCCAACUUCCUAUUUUCCCGCCAGGAUACCAGCCAACCUUGGAUGAUUUUCAUAAGAUGUUGCAGGUCGCAACAAACAUGAACAUGCUGCCGAGUAUGGGCCCAGGUUUAUUGAUGCAAGGACUUGCCAGUGGACUCACCGCUGCUCAUUCAUCCCCAUCCAAACCACAAUCCAGUUACACACCAUCUUCCACCAUGGCAACAUCAACACCGAAACCGGCUCAUUCUUCAGUAUCUAGUCCAAUGAAUGUUCAGCUUGGACGUGAAGGCCCACUGCUCAGUGGUCCAGAAAGGGAGAUCAAUGAGAUCAAGAUGAUGAAUUCCGGCGGAAUGUACCCAUGCAAAUACUGCGACAAUACAUUCACAAGCUAUAAGGCACUUAAAGGACAUAUUCGGACACAUUUAGGAUUUUCUCCAUACCAGUGUAACCUGUGUGUGUACUCCAGUUCAGACAAGAGCUCCUUGAUUCGCCAUGUGAGGACCCACAGCGGCGUUCGGCCAUUCCAAUGUCUUACCUGUGAUUUUGCCUUCACCACCAGGGCCAACUGUGAAAGACAUCUCAGGAAGAAGCACGGUAUCAUGGAUAGAGAUGAAAUAGAAAGAUCUGUAUACCUUAACAAGUUUGCUCUUGAGGCAUCAUCUUCCAUUGACAAUUUCCACUCUCCUGACACGAUCUGCAAGUACUGCUGUGUGGACUUCAAGUUUUUCCGUGCGCUGAAGAACCACCUGAGAUCCCACAGCAGCUGUCGACAGAAACCAUUCCAGUGCCAGCUAUGCGACAUGGGAUUCUGCACCAAGGUGAACUGUCUCCGCCACCUUCAAAAACAACAUUCAGAAAUUAAUAAUAACCAGAUUGAGAAUUAUGUAAAGAUCAUCGAACAUUUUACGAAUGAUGAAACAGAUAAUGAAUCUGUCAACUCGGACGAUGGUAUUCCACUGUAUACAGAUGAUUCCAGGAUGCCGUUCGACUGUCAUUCGGGUAACAGUACUCCACAGCCACCAGCUGCGCACUCUACUCCGAAACCGGAAGGACUUCUGGGACGCGAGAGUCGCCAUAUAUCACCUAAUCGUCUUAUUUCACCUAGUAGCCACAUGUCACCUCUGUCUCACAUUUCACCAGCACCCAGUCCACUUGUAAUCAAAACAGAACCAGUCGACAGGGUAGAUACUCCACUAGACUUCAGUAUGAAACCAAACAUUGAUGCAGUCAAAAUGGAAGUAUCUCCCAAUGAGUCUAUGAAACCCACAAAAUUUGGAUCGGAUGAAGCCCCAAUUGAUCUUUCUGUGAAGAAGCAAGCCAUGCCUGUGCCUAUUGCACCAAAGCCCAUGAACUUUAUCCAGUGUAUGUAUUGUCCAAUGGGAUUUUCUGAUCUGGGAGCUAUGGAACGCCAUCUGCGUAAAUCUCAUGCAAACUUUGUAGGCGAAAAUCCAGCAAUCUCGACCCAGCUAGCAUCCAUGCCAUUCCUGAACCAGCAAGGGAAGCUGCUCCUGCCACCAAGAUCGAUGCCCAGUGUAGCUGGGUACCAGCUAAACCCAAGUAAAGGUGUCUUCCAUAACCGCAAUGUGAAUUCAUUCCAAACUCAGCACAGGAAUAAGUCUGUGUCAGCAACUAUUCAGAACCUGCACGAUAAACUCAAGCAGAAAAAGGAAAACAAUACAGGUGUAGAUACCGAUUUAGCCUCAGUGACAAAGAUGAUAGAUGCCACAGACCCACUUAACUUUCAAGCCUUUUUUAAAGCAGACCAAUCAACAGUCACUUCACUUAAAGCUCCCUCUGUGGCCAGACCUUCAAACAUGAUCAAGCGUCCAGGUGUUCAGAUCUCUCUAGAACACUGUAAGGCGAUUAACCGAGAAUUGGACAAUCUUCAGCGGGAAGGAGAUGUAGAUGAGGCAGCGUUGUCACAGGUACGAGAGAUGGCAUUGUCAGUUAAAGAGGAAGUUGUAAACCAGGCACCAGUCACAGGAACAGGAAGUUCAGGUUGCUUGGCAACAUCAAGCCCUCUGGUGAGCCAGAUUGUAGAUGGGCAAGGGGAGUUGCAUGAUGAUAACUCUGGCGAUGGAUCAGUGUCGGGCACUGUAAAGUCGGAGAGUGACAAGGGAGAUAAUAAUCCACCUAAAAAGAAGAGAAACUCAUAUGCAGAUUCUCCACACAAGCUGGCAUGUCCAUAUUGUCCUCGAGCCUUCCCGUGGGUCAGCUCUCUCACCAGACAUCUUCUCACACAUACAGGUCAGAAACCAUUUAAAUGUCCACGUUGUCCAGUAACAUUCUCAACCAAGUCUAACCGUGAGCGCCACUUGAUCCGGAAGCAUGGUGUAAAUAUGUUGGAUCCACUUUCACGUCAAACCAUGGAUCGUCCGUACAAGUGCCCACUUUGUGUGUUCAGCUCAUUCUCUACACAGAGUAAUCUAUUGAAGCACUACAGAGAUAGACAUAAUGGUGCAAAUCUUCCAGAAAACAUUGCUGACAUUGAGAGAAUGUCUCCGACGGCAAUCAAGGCCGCAACCUUGGAGAUGGAGAUUAGAGCAAGAGAAAAUCCACCUAAAGCAGACGACACUUCCAGUCUCAGUUUGAAUACAGAAGAGUACGAGGAGGACUUUGAUAACAGUGUUGAUUCAUCAGAAAAAAUGGAUGAUGACUCUGCUUCCUACACGACUGAGAUAGAAAUGGGUGAUGAAGUUCAAAAGAUGGAAAAUGUACCUGAAAAACUGGAGAAAAAUGAUAUGCCGCCAGUGAUUGAGAAAAAGCCUGCAGCUAUGGAACCUGAAGGGCUAAAGAUUGCUCCACAUCUGUUGAUGGCAAUGCCAGAACUGAAGAAGAUUAGGAACAAUGAUGAUGACUCCAAUGAUGGAUCAGAAAGAAAUCUUGAAAUUGAUGAGCAUGAGCAGGCUUUAAGUCCAAACACGAUGAAGAAAAAUAUUGAGAAAAUUAUUGCGGAACAGAAAGCUAUCAUUGAACAGAAAGCUCAUAUGGAGAUGAAAAUUCAAGCAGAGAUUCGAGCCCAAAUUGAAAUGCAACGAAAGUCGGACAGUCUGUCUGACACAGUAUCUCCAACUCCAAUGGAUGUCAGUCAAGACGCCCUUAUGGAUCCUAACAAACCAUUCACAGGAUCCGCAGAGAGAAUCAUUAAUCCUGAGAGAGAUAACUAUGAUGUUGACAAGAUUACUGAAUGUUGGAAAUGUAAGGAAAUGUUUCCAUCUAGAAAGGUCCUCGUUCGUCAUCUUAAGGAACACAACAUAGAUCUUCCAUUCAAAUGCUAUCUUUGCGACGCCUCCUACGAAUUAAGGGUGGACUGUCUCAAUCAUCAAGCAGAUGCUCAUGAUUCUGACUGGAAAAUACUUAAGGAGAAAAAUAAAGUUAAUGAAAUUGAACAAUUCUCUCUCCACAUGGACAAGGUUGUGGAAAACAACUGCAAUAAGCUGGAUACUGGCUCUGUGCUAGAGAUCCCAGGAACCGGAAAUGAUGAGAGCAAGAUGGAGGUCAUCUCGGCAGACUACAUGCAGAGGAAGGUUUACUGUUCAUUGUGUCCAAAGAGAUUCUGGUCGCUGCAGGAUCUCCGGAGACACAUGAGAUCUCACACUGGAGAGCGGCCAUUUGAAUGUGACAUCUGUCAGAAACGGUUUACAUUGAAACACAGUAUGAUGCGACAUCGUAAGAAGCAUGCAGGGGCUCCACCUAGGUCGUUCGAUGACGACGACGAUUCUAAUGGAGUGGAAGAGAAAGUAUCAAGAUUAGCCAAGUCGACACCAAAUCGAAAUGUUACUGUCUAUCCAUACCCUUCAAGCUUUGCAAUGACCACCCCUAGUCACACUGAGGGUACACCAGUGGCGGCAAGCACAUACCUCUUUGCUCAAGGACUCAGUGGUGGUCAAAUGGUUCUUGGAGGCACAAACAUUGGUUCUCUAUCACAAACAAGUGGAUCUGGUGAGCCAAGCACCUCGAAGGAUACUUCUUACCGUGAUCCCCCCAAAACAACAGCUACAGUGCCGUCUCUGGACAGCAUGAAGAAAGAAUUCCUCGACUGCAGUGCUGAUAUGCUGCAUAAUCUCCUCGGAGUCGAAUCCUCCGCCAUUGAGAAAAUGCUUGAUUCUGCCGACUCCAAAACAGCUGCUAAAUAUCUUGGUCUUGCUGAAGCCUCUUAAGACUGGCUAUGAAUGAUGUAUUAAUCAAAAACCUGUGUUCAGAACAUUUUCUAUUGAUUGAUGAGGGUCUGUGUCAGUUGUUCAUAUCUUCUGUUGUUUUUCUAUGAAGAUCUAGGUCUAUUGUUCAUGCUGACAUUGUUUGAUGUUAAGUGUAAGUUAAAGAUUGACUGCAAAAAAUAAAGUAUGACUGAAUAAAAUGUGAUUUAAUUCUAUGUGGUAAUAUUCAUGAAGGUGAAUUGAAACGAAAGCAAUAAGUUGCUGUAGUAGCGGUUGGUCUUUAAGAACAUUUUACAUAGAAAAGACUGCUGUUUGUCAAAAGGUACUAUGCACACACAUCAGUGUUCUUUAAAAAGUUGUUACAUGAUGAAAUAAUGAAAUAGUUAAGAAAGACUUUUAAGAUACAUUUUUGUGUUGGCAUAUAUAUGAUUUAUUGCAGGAUUUCCAGUUUCUGCAGAAAUUUGCACAUGUUUUUCCUGUAAAAAAACAAUGUCUUUAAAUUGGUAUUAUCUUUGUCACUAAGGUUAGAGAAAUUUGUACAAAGUAGUAAAUUUUAUAUAUGUAAUUUAAGUAAUUUAAUUCCAUUGUUUAUAAUAUUGAUUUUAAAAAAAAGAUACUUUAAAUUCACUUUAAAUGCGUGAAGUAUCAGCUGUAUAGAUAAGUAUAUGUCUUGAAUCGUUAUUGGUUGUUUAUUGAUUAGAAAUAAACUUGUCUGUAAUCAAAAAAUAAAUAUUUAUUAAAUAAGUCUUUAAUUGCUUAGUUAAUUCGGUAAUAAUAGUAAUAGAGCUGUAUUGGUAUUAUAAACAGAAAAAAGUCUGGAAGAUCUCAAAAACAUUUUUUUAGAAAAUGUACAUGAUGAAAUAUUAGGUAUAAAUUGUUUUAUGUACAAAUGUACCAAGAAACUUACAUUUUUUGCCCAACAUAUUUCUAUUUUGUGAGUUGAAUUUGAUUAUUUUGUGAUUUUUGUUGAUAGUAUAAAAUGCUAAUUAUAUUAGAUGUGAAAGUACUAUUUGAUUAUGGUUGAAAUUUCAUCCAUAAUUGUGACUGAUUGGAGAGGAAAAAAUGGCGUGCACAUGCUGUUAUGAAAUAGCACAGAAAUAGUGCGGAAUUAGAAUGGACAUUCUCAGUGAUUUAAAACAAAAUCUGUGAUAAUUACAUUUGUUGUUAUUUUCUGUGUUUAGGGGACCAUUUAUUUUGUGCUCAUAUUUUUGACAUACGUUUACUGAUUGUUAAUUUUCUAUAUAUAUUCUUUGAAGUGAACUUGAUUCUGAUGUAUUUUGUACAUAAUUUAAUUAAUAGCAGGAGCUAUAUUUAAUCAAACCAGUGUCGUAAACACCACCCUGUGGAAAUGAAAAAGAAAGUGUCUUAUUGUUCAAAUAGGGAGGUUAAUGGAAAGAAUAAACUGUACAGUUUCUAAGUGAAUUGAAAGAUUAUGAUGCCCUCUUAAAACAGGUUACAUAAACGUACCGGGCAUGUGGUAUUUACAUGUGGGAUGGUCUGUAGCACUGGUUUAGCUGUUCUUUUCUAUAAUCAAAGAUUGAUCUAUAUAUUUUACUAAUGUAUUGAAUAUGUUUUGUCUCAAGGAAUUGGUUGUACAUAUAUAAGGUAUAUAAAUUUUAUUGAAUUUGAAGUUUUUGUCUCUAAUCAUUUUGUAUUAUGUCAGGUUGUAUGGUUGCCAAGGGUGCAUUUGUGGACUGGCUUGUAGUUAGUUUUUUUAUCUGAAUCAAAAUGAAACAAUGUAAAGGAAAAAACUAAAAUGACCGUUGAGUUUUUGUGUAAAAUUUGAAAUUCUUGUGACCUUUGAGUUUUUGUGCAAAAUUUGUAAUUCCUCAUACCUUUUAGUUUUUUCAUAAAAUUUGAAAUUCUCACUGCGUAAGAUUUUAUAAUUUGAAAUGCACAUGAUCCUUGAAUUUGUGUAUAAAAUUUGUAUUUGGAACUUGCAUGGCCUUUGACUUUGUAUAAAAUGAAAGGUCACAUAUCAGUGUGUGAAUUUUGUCUCUUUUGCUAUAUAAAAGACAUCUAUUCUUUAUUGUUGAAGUGUUUGCAAUGAAACGUGUUUUUUUGUGUUUUACCAGAUGUGAAUAUAGUUGGACAUAUUUUAAUUGAUGUAUGUAUAUAUAUAUUAAUCAAUGAAAUUACAGAAAAUGUGAAAGAAAUGUACAUUCCAUUUGAAAUUAUUGAUAAUUGGGUUUUUGGGUUGUGCAUAUAGCUUUAAAUUUGCUGAUUUCAUUUAUUUUGUUUCAUAGAAUUAGUUUUGGGAAUAUUUUAUGUAAAUACAUAGUAUAUUAUUUAUUUUUCUGCUCUGAAUAUUAUUUCCAUGUAUAUAAUCAUGUCACCAAGACUAUUUUGGGACUAUCAGGCUGAUCUGAAUUUUUCUUUUCAUAAUAAAAACAUGAAAAGGUA
Molecule: messenger RNA, 8899 nt
Organism: Mercenaria mercenaria
Lineage: Eukaryota; Metazoa; Mollusca; Bivalvia; Venerida; Veneridae
Product: ras-responsive element-binding protein 1-like
Exons: 17
Coding region: 20-6499 (2159 amino acids)
Biological process (GO): regulation of transcription by RNA polymerase II
Cellular component (GO): nucleus
Molecular function (GO): RNA polymerase II cis-regulatory region sequence-specific DNA binding; DNA-binding transcription activator activity, RNA polymerase II-specific
Source: RefSeq, a predicted model, not a curated record